This is a messenger RNA of Cadophora gregata, 516 nucleotides long. RefSeq lists its product as uncharacterized. The record is from RefSeq and is a predicted model, not a curated record. The transcript has 2 exons. NCBI's taxonomy places the organism in Eukaryota, Fungi, Ascomycota, Leotiomycetes, Helotiales, Ploettnerulaceae. Bases 112 to 516 code for a protein of 134 amino acids.
CCUGAACGGGGCCUUUCUUUCUUCCCAUCUAAGAACUUGGCUGCCUGAGAAUACAAUUGGGCUUCCUAAUCGACACACACAAGAACCGCCGCCAAUCACCAAUCACCCAAGAUGAGGAACUCAUACGAAGAUGCAGUCGAGGACCUCACCGAGCGACUGGAGCGACUUCACCUUUGGAGCCCCGAGCCACUGGAGACAUUCGAACUAUUUCCUCGCCUUCCAAAGGAGCUAAGACGCCUCAUACUCAAGUUUGCACUCCCUGCUGCGGACCGCCUAAUCACUGUUACAGCCCACUGCCGGCAGCUGAUGCCGAAGAAGAAUAUUUACGUUUUCUUCACGAUUCCAUCACCAGUAAGGGGUAUGCCACCACAGUCAAAGAACGUCAGGGAUGUUCGAUUACUCAAACUGUGCUGGGAGUCUCGGGAGGUUUAUUUUGAGAAUGAUAGAGGAUGCCUACCUGGUUCUAGCAAGAAUAUUAUCUACUUCGAUCAGAAGCAUACCUCUAUAUUCAUCUAA